CGCGAGAUUUGGCAACACUGUCAGGCACUUUCCACCAGUUAACAUGGCUCAGUCUGGGCUGCAAUUUGAGUGUCAGAUGGGAUAAAGAGUGUGAUAAAACGGACGGGUGUGUGAUGGAAGCCGACUCGGUGCCCGUAUCCGGACCUGCUCUUCGCAUGUCCGUCGCUGCUGCUUGGGAUAAGGUCGCAGCGGCUUUGGUGUCUCCUGGGUGCCUGCAGGAGGAGCAGGGUCUUUUGGACUCUUUGGUUCUGCUCGGUGAUCAUGGUUUGGACCAGCUGCUGGGCAGCUGGCUGCUGGAGACCCUGCAGAUGUGUUUGUCCUCGUCGGUGGUUCCUGAAUUCUGGUCUGGACUCAAGCAACCAGAAAAUGAGCUGGAGGAGCGAGACAGGGCCUUGGUUCUUCUCGCUGCCUUCCGAACACUGUUGGACCGACUGCAACCAAGUCUAGAUGGGUUGGAGCAGCUGGGGAUCUGGCAGGAAGAAGGUCGAGGCGGUCUCUCUGGUCUGGGUCCCAGAAGCCUCAAGGAGCGGGCCGUCACCAUCAUCAGGUCCCUCCUCCUCUUCUCUCCAGAUCCCAUUCUCCAGGAGCGAGUGCUGGAGUUUUACAGCAGGACGUUUUCUGUGUACAUGAGCCAGCAGGGGGAGCAAGAGGAAAGGGGCAAUGAUAGUCCAGAGGGAAGACUUUGCCAGGGCUGUGAGGUUCUGACUGCCCAGUGCUGGUGUCAGGAGGCUCUGGAACACCUGCAGGAACUCAGCCACAUACUAUCCAAACUGCAGCUGCUGGAGAGGGUCAGCUCUGAGUCAGUCACCUCCAUCCUCCACAAACUGAUGGAGCAGAGAAUGGAGCGGCACUGCAGGGGGGAGUACGAGUGCUCCUUCCUGGUCAACUUCCAGGAGUGGUUGGAGCUGGUGCUGGGCUGGCUCAGCAAAGUCUUUGAUAGCGAGGCCGACGCAGAUGCCCCGACCUCCACUCCCGGAGCAGCUGGAGACCAGAGCCGUGGCUGCUCCAGCUCCAGCUCCAUCCUGAAGCAGUGGAGGUGCCACAUGCAGCAGUUCUUCUGCAGGAUCUACGUCAACAUGAGGAUUGAGGAGCUCUUCAGCAUCAUCACAGAUUUCCCAGAAUCCAAAGCUGCCAUCGAGGACCUGAAGUUUUGCCUGGAGAGGACAAACCAGAGGCAGCAGCUCAUCACCUCCUUAAAGUCGGCCUUUGAGAGUCGACUCCUGCACCCAGGUGUUCACACAUCUGACAUCCUCACCGUCUACAUCUCGGCCAUCAAAGCGCUCAGGGAGCUGGACCCGUCCAUGGUCAUCCUGCAGGUCGCCUGUCAACCCAUCCGCAAAUACCUCAGGACUCGUGAGGACACGGUCCGACAGAUCGUAGCUGGAUUGACCGGAGAUCCUGAAGGCUGCACAGACCUGGCCUCGGAGCUGUCCAGAGGAGACCCCGUCACCCUGGAGAUGCAGGACAGUGACGAGGAGGGCAACGACCCCGAGGACUGGACUCCUGACCCUACAGACGCAGUACCAGAAAAACUGGGCUGGAAGCGGCGCUCGUCUGACAUCAUCAGUCUGUUGGUCAGCAUCUACGGCAGCAAAGACAUCUUCAUAGACGAGUACAGAGCUGUGCUGGCUGAUAGACUGCUGCACCAGGUCAACUACAACACAGCCAGGGAGAUCCGUAACGUGGAGCUGCUGAAGCUGCGGUUCGGAGAGUCUCAUAUGCAUUACUGUGAAGUCAUGUUGAAGGACAUGGCUGACUCCCGCAGGAUCAACGGUAACAUCCGUGAGGAGGAGGCAAAGCUGGGGGAGCAGGAGCAGCCGCUGCAGUUCCUGUCAGCCAUCAUCCUCUCCUCGGAGUUCUGGCCGCCGCUAAAGGAGGAGAAGCUGGAGCUGCCUCCGCCCGUCUCCCAGGCCAUGGAGACCUACACCAACCGCUACCAGAAACUGAAGGCCAUGAGGACUCUGAGCUGGAAGCCUCACCUGGGGUCAGUCACCCUGGACGUGGAGCUGGAGGAUCGCGUCCUCACAAACCUGACGGUGUCACCCAUCCACGCCGCCAUCAUCCUGCACUUCCAGGAAAAGAGCUCAUGGACAUUGGAGGAGCUGAGUGUGAAGCUGGGAGCGCCGAAGGAGCUGGUGCACAGGAAAAUAGCCAUGUGGCAGCAGCAGCUGGGGGUGCUGAGGGAGGAGGCCGGGGGGCGCUACUGCGUGGUGGAGAGGGGCUCAGCCAAGGAGAAGCCGGAGAGAGGAGUGAUGCUGAUCGACAGUGACGAGGAGCGAGACUCCAACACCACCACCCAGUCGGAGCAGAGGGAGGAGAAGCUGCAGCUCUUCUGGGCCUACAUCCAGGCCAUGCUGACCAACCUGGACAGCAUGACACUUGACCGCAUCCACUCGAUGCUGCGCAUGUUCGUGGCCACCGGGCCGGUGGUCACUGAGAUGGACGUGAACGAACUGGAGGCCUUCCUGCAGAGGAAGGUCAGGGAGCACCAGCUGAUGGUGUCUGCGGGCGUCUACAGACUCCCCAAAUCCAGCUAACGCCCUGGGACCCUGGUCCUCCUGAAGCCCACCCACCUGGAGCACUUCCUGUUUCAUCAUCAUCAUCAUCAUCAUCAGAGACUGUCCCCCCCCUGUAGAUGAACGUCCAGGCGUUUCCUACUGAUGAACAAUAUUUUUGUUUGAAUUAAAAAGACCUUCCAGAACAUA
Cynoglossus semilaevis (tongue sole) is the source of this 2705-nucleotide messenger RNA. RefSeq names its product anaphase promoting complex subunit 2 (gene anapc2). Gene Ontology annotation, biological process: protein K11-linked ubiquitination; metaphase/anaphase transition of mitotic cell cycle; ubiquitin-dependent protein catabolic process. The coding region runs from base 114 to 2537 and encodes 807 amino acids. Gene Ontology annotation, molecular function: ubiquitin protein ligase binding. The record is from RefSeq and is a predicted model, not a curated record. NCBI's taxonomy places the organism in Eukaryota, Metazoa, Chordata, Actinopteri, Pleuronectiformes, Cynoglossidae. The transcript has 14 exons. Gene Ontology annotation, cellular component: anaphase-promoting complex.